AUGGCAGCGUCAUCGGAAGAGGUGUUGUUACCGUCAACAUUGUCCGCUUGCAUCCAAGAAGCGGACAAAAGUGCGACCCUGAUGAAAUCACCUCAAAAGGCGUCGUCCAGAUCGCCACCACCUCAGCAGCUCGAUAAGCUCAUCAGAGUACCUCCCACGUGUGGUACCGUGAUUUGCUGUAAUGCAGGUCACUCGACCCAACCUGGAUCAUGCGCCAACGACUGCCGGAGCUGCACCACUUCGGCACGAUCCUCGCCUUGCUCCGACAGCCAUCACAUCUCUAGCGCAUGCACACAGCCUUCCUGCGGUGCGGCCAGCUCUUCCACAAGCGCGAUUGUCUGUUCAACCGCUGUUGCAUGUUGUGACGAUACCGCGUGCGCCGAAAUUUCGGGCUCACCGUGCUCGCAAUCGACAUGCUCCGCCUCGGGCGACUUCUCGUCCAUGACGCUUGCCGUUCCCAUUCUCUCUACAUGCUGUACGGAUGACGCGUGUGAAACGGAUCCCGCAUUGCAUGCCACGAAGAGCGUCAACGCGCAGCCCAACGCGAAAGCACUCGUCCACAAAUCUCACAACGAGUGUCGAGAGUGUUGCGGAUCGCUCACCUCGACCAGUACGGCCGAAGGCGGCCAACUGUACCGCAGCUUUCAGGAGCUCCUCGAUUGCUGCUGUUGCUCGAUGCCGCCAACGGUAGAACAGUGCUGUGUUGGCUCUACAUCAUAUCCUUGUAAUGCGCCUCAUGCGUCGCCUGCCGAGGCUGUGAGCCCUGCGUUGCAUUCACACGCGAUCCACAACCAUACCCAGCUCAGUGCGCCGCCACCACCUCCUGCACCUUCAGAUACCCCAUCGUCCAGCAUCAUCACCAAUGCAACCCAACAUACUUCACCUGGCAACAAGAACCAAUACGACUCGCGAGCGUCUACAGCAUCGACGUCGACCACACCACAGCCCAUUGCUGCGUCACCAUGUCCUGCGUGGUCCUCUACCAUGGUGCAUGCUUCGACGCCUCAUCUUAAAGACAAGUUUAGCGGCACUUCGGGAUUCGAGAGUCACCAUGCCUCGCCGGUAGCCGGCCAUGCUUCGUUGGAGGAUAUGUUGAGCGAGUUGCAGUCCUGGAACGACUGCAUGUUCGAACAGCCGCAUCUGCAUAGCAGUCAUGGCGGAUGCCUUCCUCCCGCUAUGACGCUGUGCAACUCUGACAUUUGCCAGACCACUGCACCGCACUCGCACUGGAUGCCCACCACCGACACUCUGCAGCAUCAACCACCUUCAUUAGCCGCGAUCGAGCACCAAGACGCGCGGCCGCAACAGUGUCAGUGGGGUGGGUGUAACAAGCGCUUCUGGACGGUGGAGGAACUGGUGGCGCAUGUCAAUCAUUCGCAUCUUGCGCGUAGAAACGCGACCACCAGUGCGCAUACAGCUGUUAGCGACAAACGCGUGUUUGCUACUACUCAACAAGAAGCGAAAUCAGUCACUCAUUCGCGCGCAUACUCUAGCGCAGACGCGCAGACGGGCGCGACUGGUUUGGAAUGUCUUUGGAAGGACUGUCACCAAGUGGCAAUGCCAGUCAAGUUGGAGUUUGACACCUUCACGCCCACCACCGAGGCCGAGUUGUGGAAGCCCAAUGCGUCCGAGACAGUAGCUGGACACGAGGAUGAAAAGGUCUCGCUCGCCAUCUUGCAGCAUCUUUUGCACGAUCAUCUAGGCCAGCCCUCUGCACCACCUUUCUCCCUUAACGGAGCUCAGCUUCUCACACGGUCCACUCCAUCGCCUCCUCUCGUCCGCCCUGGUGAUACUGCUGGUCAUGUGGCGAGCUCCCAGCUUACCGCUUCGUCAUCCUCAUUAUGGAACAAGAAGAAGCGUAAGAGUAGCAACAGCAGCAGUGGCGCGUACUGCAGUGCUACCGAAAAGCUGCAUUGUCGAUGGAUGGGCUGUUCGGCGAGUUUCGAUUCACAUUCUGCGCUAACGGACCACAUUGAAACGGAGCACGUCGGCUCGGGACAAGCGCAAUACGAAUGCAAGUGGAUUGGAUGUGCUCGGUAUGUGUCUGGGCAGAAGUUUUCGCAGAAACAAAAAGUGCUACGUCACAUCCAGACGCAUACGGGAGAUCGACCUUUCAAAUGCAGCGAGUGCGGCAAACGCUUCAGCGAGCAGAAUACGCUCGCGCAGCACAUGCGUACACAUACGCUAGAACGACCGUACGUCUGCGAUCAUCCGGGCUGUGGCAAAGCAUUCAGCGUAGCCGGAUCGUUGACGAUUCACAGGCGAAUCCAUACAGGUAGCAAGCCGUUCGUUUGCACGUAUCCAGGUUGCGGAAAAGCGUUUGCUGAGAGCAGCAACUUGACCAAGCAUGUCAGAACGCAUACGGGAGACAAGCCGUUCAAAUGCGACGAGUGUGGCAAGUGCUUCAGUAGACCCGACCAGGCCAGUCGGCAUAGGAAGACCCAUGAGCGCAAGAGGGGCAAGCUGGGCGUCGAGCUGCCGCACCAAGACGGUCGCGCAGUGAUCAGUUGA
This is a messenger RNA of Mycosarcoma maydis (corn smut), 2511 nucleotides long. RefSeq lists its product as uncharacterized. Gene Ontology annotation, cellular component: nucleus. Gene Ontology annotation, biological process: regulation of transcription by RNA polymerase II. The transcript has a single exon. The record is from RefSeq and is a predicted model, not a curated record. Lineage: Eukaryota; Fungi; Basidiomycota; Ustilaginomycetes; Ustilaginales. The coding region runs from base 1 to 2511 and encodes 836 amino acids. Gene Ontology annotation, molecular function: DNA-binding transcription factor activity, RNA polymerase II-specific; RNA polymerase II cis-regulatory region sequence-specific DNA binding.